Molecule: messenger RNA, 1341 nt
Organism: Lotus japonicus
Lineage: Eukaryota; Viridiplantae; Streptophyta; Magnoliopsida; Fabales; Fabaceae
Exons: 1
Coding region: 1-1341 (446 amino acids)
Molecular function (GO): nucleic acid binding; RNA-DNA hybrid ribonuclease activity
Source: RefSeq, a predicted model, not a curated record
AUGGUGGAAGGAAUUAAAUGGCGGGUUGGAAAUGGUAGAGACAUUCGGAUAUGGGGUACAACUUGGAUUGCAGGAUCAUCUUCAGGACGGGUUUUGACAGCGAACCAAGAGCAACAGGGUCUGAUGGUUGUGGCAGAUUUAAUGAUUGAGGAUCCCCAACGACGCUGGAAUGAGCAGCUGAUUAAGGCUACUUUUGUAGACUCAGAAGCCCAGGCUAUCAUGAAUACUCCACUAAGCUGGUCAGGGUUGCGGGACAAAUUGAUGUGGAGAUGGUGUCCAAAUGGUUUUUUCACUGUAAAGUCCUUCUACAAGCAAUUGCAGCUGGAAAGCUUGACGAGUGAGCCUGGUACAUCGGUGUCCUAUCCUUGGAAGAAGAUAUGGAAAUUGCAGGUUUCGAACAAGGUUAUAUACUUCAUGUACAGAGCAGUGAAUAAUACUCUCCCAUGCAAGCGUAACUUGGUCCGGCGUGGUGUUAUGUUACAUGAUGGUUGUGUUUCCUGCGAUGCUAUGUUGCCAGAAUCAUUAGACCAUAUUUUUCUGCACUAUGAGUGGGUUCAGAGAGUAUGGUUUGCAGCUUUCAACCUGCGGUCCAGCGCCAUCCCUUCUUUUCGCCUGUGGAUAUCUGAAAUGCUGUUAGGGGAAAAUACAGACCUAGUACAACAGAUAGUGAUGCUGAUAUGGGCAAUAUGGAAACGCCGGAAUGAUUUAACCUUCAAGGACAAGGGUGUGGAGAUUACAGAUUUGAUUAGCAUGGCAAACACGUUUUUGGCAGAUUGGUUAACCGUGGCAAAUACCGGACAGCAAGGGCAUGGAAACCACCAAGACUCAAGACCGUGCGAUAGGGAGGAAGGUUGGAAAAGGCCAGAGGAUGGAAUGCUAAAGAUGAAUGUUGAUGAGGGGUGGUCUGGAGUGGCUGGGCAAGGGCUGGGCAUGGUAAUCAGGGAUCAUCAUGGGGAGUGCAUGUUUGCUGCCACCAAUUUCCUUCGUACACGGCUAGACCCUUUGGUAGCGGAAGCCACAGCGAUUAGGUGGGCAAUGGGUGAAGCUCUAAAGCUGGACAUCAACUCAAUAGUGCUAGAGACGGAUUCCAUGGAAUUUUAUUCUUGUUUCUGGAAUAAAAAACAGAACCUGUUAUUGGAUACUCUCUUGCUGGAUUGCACAAAUAUGGCCUCUCAAUUUAGUUCAUUUAAUUUAGUUCAUGUAAAGAGAGAGGGCAAUAAGGUAGCACACUUGCUAGCUAGUUUAGCAGUAGAUUUUCCCAACAAGUGUUGGUGGGAUAACUUUCCCUCAGCUGUUAACUCGGCUCUAUUAGCGGAUGUAUUUUCUGUUGUUGCUUAUUAA